Molecule: messenger RNA, 689 nt
Organism: Aphis gossypii (cotton aphid)
Lineage: Eukaryota; Metazoa; Arthropoda; Insecta; Hemiptera; Aphididae
Product: deoxynucleotidyltransferase terminal-interacting protein 2
Exons: 3
Coding region: 130-627 (165 amino acids)
Biological process (GO): RNA processing
Cellular component (GO): nucleolus
Molecular function (GO): RNA binding
Source: RefSeq, a predicted model, not a curated record
CAAUUAACUUUACUAGUAUGCUGAUUUUCCAACAUGUGACUAGAAAAUUAACUAUAUAUUUACUGUUUAGUACUUAUAAAAACAAUUUUUUUCAUUAUUUAGAUAGAUAGUCGUUAUUUUUAUAAAACAAUGGAUGCUGUCGACGCACUGCUGAGUCAAAGCGUUUUGAAACCAGGUUUCCAAAAAAAUUACAAGGUUCCAGUUAACGAAAAGAGCUCAAAGAUCAUCAAAAGAAAUAAAAAGAAAGAAGAAGCAAAAACCAAAGGUAAAGGUUGGUUUAAUUUACCAGCAACUAAAUUGACAGAUGAUGUUCGACAUGAUCUCGACUUAAUCCGCAUGAGAUCAGCAUUAGAUACUAAACGUUUCUAUAAAAAGAAUGAAACUGAAGCAUAUCCCAAAUAUUUCCAAGUUGGUACUGUAAUAGAUUCACCAUUUGAAAGUAAAGCUGGUCGUCUCACUAAUAAGGAACGAAAACGUACUAUGGUUGAUGAACUGUUAGCAGAUGCAGAAUUCAAGCAAACAACUAAAAAACGUUACAAAAAUAUAUUAAUGGCUAAUCCUAAAAUGGCAUCUAAAAUAAGAAAAGAAAAUAGGAAAAUGAAUAAAUUAAAAAAGAAAAGAAAGUAAUUAUUUGUUAAAAAAAACAUUUUUUGUACGUUAAAAAUAAUAUAAAUUUAUAAUUUGAUUCA